This is a messenger RNA of Equus quagga, 348 nucleotides long. RefSeq names its product TCL1 family AKT coactivator A (gene TCL1A). The coding region runs from base 1 to 348 and encodes 115 amino acids. Gene Ontology annotation, biological process: positive regulation of peptidyl-serine phosphorylation. The transcript is spliced from 3 exons. Lineage: Eukaryota; Metazoa; Chordata; Mammalia; Perissodactyla; Equidae. The record is from RefSeq and is a predicted model, not a curated record. Gene Ontology annotation, molecular function: protein serine/threonine kinase activator activity.
AUGGGCGAGCUCCCGUUCUUCAGGGCGCACACUGCCUUUCACCCGGACCGCCUGUGGAUCUGGGAAAAGGCCGUGUAUGUGGACGAGAACCAGCGCACUUGGCUGCCCAUAACCAUCGAGAUGGACAGCAGCCUCCAGGUACUGAUGCGCCAGGAAGAUAUCCCCCUGGGGGAGCCCGUGCGCCCCAGCCAGCUAGGCCCUUACCUGCUGCCUUUGAUGUGGCAGCUUUACCCAGGAAGAAAGUACCGAGGCUCAGACUCCAGUUUCUGGCGCAUAGUGUACCACAUCGAGUUCAGUGGCAUAGAGGACAUGCUCCUCGAGCAGGUGCCAGACCCGGAUAAUGAGUGA